Verticillium dahliae VdLs.17 is the source of this 1578-nucleotide messenger RNA. RefSeq lists its product as uncharacterized. The transcript is spliced from 3 exons. The record is from RefSeq and is a predicted model, not a curated record. The coding region runs from base 1 to 1578 and encodes 525 amino acids. NCBI's taxonomy places the organism in Eukaryota, Fungi, Ascomycota, Sordariomycetes, Glomerellales, Plectosphaerellaceae.
AUGGCGCCGGUACCCAUUGAUCCGGACAUCGACUAUCUCGCGGUCGCGGCCGUUGGCAGCCACGCCACCAGUGUCGCCGUCCUGACAGCAUACGUCGCCCGAAGCCUGUAUCGGUCUUACACGUCGCUCUCGCCAGCCCAAGGAACGAGAGAAAGGCUCACGCGACGGUCGAUCCUCACACCGCUUUUCGCAGGCCUCGCGACCCUAAGUCUUGCUCUGGCAGGCUAUACAACCUCUAGAUAUGCGACCCUGUCUUACAAAGUCUGGGCCGAUCAGCGCGCUCUCGAGAUUCCCGCCAGAGUAUAUGGCGAGAAGGGCAUUCUUCCCUAUGACAACAACUCGACCCAUGUCUACGUUGCCCGGUGGCUGACCGACACGCCUGUCUACCUGGACGCCCUCGAGAUCGUGGCCGAGAAGGCGCGUCGCUACUGGUGGGGUCAGCAAGUUGAGCUCGCUACCAUAGCUUGGAGCCUGUUGCUGUCCAUCGAAGGCCGCAGGAGGAACAUCCCGUUUCUCUGGGCGUACCUUGCCCUGGCGCAUCUUGUCAACCUGUCUUUCGCCCAGAACUUGUUUUAUCUUGCGCUGCUUCUGACACCCACGCCGAUCGUCUCGGCGGGUGAGGGCCCCCCCACAUCGGCACUCGGCAGGCUUCGGAACCGCCUGUUCCCUCCCAAGCCGGCAGGUUGGACGCCGAGCGUGGCACUUCUCAUGGCAGCACUGACCCAGAGUUUCGGUGUGCUCUUCUGCGUUCCUGCCGUGGCAGGCAGCCCUGGCUUCCCUGCGCUGGCAGUCGCUGGGAAGGCGCUCACGUUUGCACCGCUGCUCAUCCCAGCUAUUGCGCCAGCCAGAUGGGGCACCGUCCAUGCGCCCCCUCGCGCUGGCUACGGUGACUUGACGGAGCUCUUCCGGUUUGUGUCCAUGGCUACUUUUGGCCUGCAAGCCAAGGCAACCGUCCUUGGCCUGAUCUACAACGCUCCAGAUGCCCACUACCAUCGCCACAGCAAGUUCCUUCCCUUUGACAAGGAGACACGCUCGACACUGGAGCAGACGACCAUGGCGUUCAGUAAGAUUCUUGGCUCUACGGCGGACCACCCUGUGGUGGCAGCUGCGGCAUGGGACGUGCUGCUGAGUGGCGUCAGCUUGGCUGUCUGGGCCGCCGUUCGACCGUUGGACAUCAACGACAUACUGGCGUGCGCGACACCAUUCUUUAAGAACAGAGUGCUGGACGCGGAUGCUGCCGUUCACGCUGCUGGUGACAUGGAUGAGCCGUCUGCCGUUGUUGUCCGCAGCAGUGGCCGUACCACGCGGCCAUCUGCGGCGAGCCUGUCGCCCGCCGCCGAGACGCCGGGUCCGAAACGCCGCGGACGGCCCCGCAAGAUCAAGACGGAGGCAAACGAUGUGGCCGACAGUGCCUACAUCCCUUCGCCCACCGAAAGCGCGGCCAUCAUUGCCGGGGACCAGGUUCCCCAGGAAGACCUGGACUGGGAGGCCACUGCGCUGACCUGGGGCCUCAACGCUCUGGGCGGGCUUGGGCUAGGAAGCUCUGGCGUGUUUGGAGCGGAGUGUAUUUCGCGAUGA